This is a messenger RNA of Dimorphilus gyrociliatus, 385 nucleotides long. The record is from the annotation of a GenBank genome assembly. Lineage: Eukaryota; Metazoa; Annelida; Polychaeta; Dinophilidae.
CAUGACCGUAUUUAUCAAAGAAUCAUACGGUGAGAAGGGUAAAGAAUCUUUAACGAAAAUCUAUGACGACCUACAAAUUAACUUGAAGUGCUGUGGAGCUGGAUUAGGAAUGGAAGAUUGGCGUAACAGUUCCUAUGUAAAACAUCACUAUAAUGAUAGAGUACCAGAAAGUUGUUGUAAGCCGGAUAAAGAUUGUAUAAAAACCGCUGAUGUUGAUGAAAUUUAUACAACCUCUUGCGGGGAGGCUUUAAAGGAAUUGCUGAAAAAGCACGCAGGAAUACUUUCGGGUAUAGUUUUUGGAUUUAUUGGAUUUCAAGUAGCAAUAGUAUUCAUCGCCAUCUACCUACGGUCAAAUAUAGGACAAUUCACCUGUUCGAAGUAUUAA